Molecule: messenger RNA, 4322 nt
Organism: Archocentrus centrarchus (flier cichlid)
Lineage: Eukaryota; Metazoa; Chordata; Actinopteri; Cichliformes; Cichlidae
Gene: nid1a
Product: nidogen 1a
Exons: 20
Coding region: 85-3657 (1190 amino acids)
Biological process (GO): canonical Wnt signaling pathway; cell-matrix adhesion
Cellular component (GO): plasma membrane
Molecular function (GO): Wnt receptor activity; Wnt-protein binding; calcium ion binding
Source: RefSeq, a predicted model, not a curated record
ACAACUCUUUCCACAACCACUGGCUUCGAUGUAUCACUCGCUCCUUUAACGCAGGACUGCUCGGCUGCCUCGGAAAGACGGACCAUGGAGCUCGUUUGUCUGAUUUUUCUCGGUUUUGUGUGCUCGGCGCAGAGCGUAAAUCGAGACGAACUUUUUCCUUUUGGUCCGAGCGCAGGAGACCAGCUACUGGAACCAGGGAAUGACCAGACGUACAAGCUUGAGCUGAGCAAACCGGUGCUCUUUUAUGAUGGCACUUUCCACCACAUCUUUAUUAAUACCAAUGGGUUUGUUGCCACAACAGAGCCAGCAAGCGAGCUGACAUAUCUUGGCAAAAUGCCCCCAAAUUUUGGCAUGAUUGCAGCUCUGCAAGGAGACCUGCACACAAGCGACGGCGUGGGGAAGGUUUUCUUCCGUGAGGACUCCAAUCCUGGUAUUCUACGUCGGGCAGCUGAGCACAUCAACAGGGCCUUCCCCGAGGACGAUGAAGUAGAUCCCGCCCGUGCUGUGGUGAUCACCUGGGUUGAUGUAACCACCCAUGGACCUCAGAGCAGAGGGGAUAGCCUCAUCAAGAAGAGAAACACCUUUCAGCUGGUUAUUGCAUCUCUGGAGACCGCCUCAUAUGCUAUUGUCCUCUAUCCGAGGGACGGGGUGAAGUUUUCCUCCACGCCUGUAGGAGACAGGGAUGUGAUCAUGCAUGCUGGUUUCAGUAAAGGUUUGGUCCGGGGUUUUUUGACUUCCAACGAGGGGCCGUACUACCGAACCACCACUGAUGACGAGGAAUCCGUGAGGGCUUUAGCAGAGGAAACAAACUCUGGCCUGCGCGGUGUAUGGGUGUACGAGAUUGGGACCUCUCCCUAUUUUUCCAACGUGGCUCCAGGUGAGGUCACAGAGCUGCCCACUGAGGCUCCACCACAAGAAGAUGCUGAUGCUUAUGAAGAGUCCAGUGCUGCGAGGAGGCCGAUAUAUACUGACGGACAAGUGGUGGCCUACCCUCAUUAUCAGCUGGGACAGACUGAAGUCCAUCCAGUUCAGUACCAACCACAGAACCCAGAAGUGGUGGAGGUGGAUGAUACGAUUCUAAACGUAGAUGUGUUCUCGUACAACUUUGGGAGAUGUGAAAACAAUCGAAACAAAUGCUCCCAGUUUGCUGACUGCAGGGACUAUCCCAAUGGAUACUGCUGCCACUGCAGGCCUGGCUUCUAUGGCAACGGGAUACAGUGUGUGGCCGAAGGAAAGCCACAGAGGGUGAAUGGCAAAGUAAACGGAAGAGUGUUUAUAGGCAGCUCUCCUUCUCCGGUGGAGUUCACCAGCAUUGACCUCCACUCUUAUGUUGUUGUUAAUGAGGGUCGAGCCUACGUCGCCAUCAGUGACCUCCCUCCCGCUGUAGGGCCCUCACUGGAGCCCCUAGUGUCAGUUACUGGUGUGAUUGGGUGGGCGUUUGCUCUAGAGCACCCUGGCUUCAAGAAUGGCUUCAGUAUCAUUGGGGGGGAGUUCACUCGGCAAGCCGAGGUGACCUUUGUGCCAGGGAACGAGAAGGUGAUCAUCAGGCAAGAGUUUAAAGGCAUCGAUGAGCACGACCACCUGAUUGUGACCACCUCCCUGGACGGCCGGGUCCCCGAGUUGCCUCGCGGCUCCAGUGUGCAGAUCGACCCUUACUCUGAGAUCUACCAGUACAGCCACAACUUGAUCACCUCAUCUUCCAUGCGGGACUACAUAGUGAGCUUUCCGGACGGAUCCACGGAAACCAGGACGUUCCAGUGGCGCCAGACCAUCUCCUUCAAUGGCUGCCAGCAUGGCGAGACUUUGAGAGACAUGAAAGCUACACAGAUGCUAAGCGUGGACCAGAUCUUUGUCACAUACAAUCCUGACCAACAACUCAUCCGGUUUGCACUGACCAGCAAAAUCGGGGACAUCAAUGGAGGGCAGCCGCAGGAGAACCCAUGCUUCACCGGAAGACACGGAUGUGACACGAAUGCUGUUUGCAGACCCGGAGGAGGAACCCAGUUCACUUGCCAGUGCGCUUCUGGUUUCAAUGGUGAUGGGCGCACAUGUUAUGAUAUUGAUGAAUGCAGAGAGGAUCCUCAGCUCUGCGGUCCCCACGCUGUCUGCAACAACCAGCCCGGGACCUUCCGCUGUGAGUGCGAAGAAGGGUAUCAGUUCGGUAGCGAUGGGCAAACCUGCACUGAGGUUACUCCACCUGCGGACCUGUGUCGUACCUGUGAUGAUCCUCAGCGUGCUUCGUGCAGCCACACCGGAGGCUUGUCCUACGUCUGCACCUGCCUGAAAGGGUUCACAGGAGACGGUAGAAUCUGCCGAGACAUAGACGAGUGCCAGCAAGGCAAGUGUCAUCCAGACGCUGUGUGUCACAACACCCAGGGAUCCUUUACCUGCCAGUGCAGGCCGGGUUACAGCGGCGAUGGCUUCCAGUGCGUUCCUGGGAGGCCAAAAACACGUUGUGAGAUCCACAGAGACAGCGUCCUGGGUGAGACAGGGUUUGGCCCACGGGGACCGCGGCCUCCCGUUGGCCAGUACGUCCCCAUGUGUGAUGAGAACGGUGAAUAUCGAUCCAUGCAGUGCCACGGCAGCACGGGACAGUGCUGGUGCGUGGACCGAAACGGACAGGAGAUCUCCGGGACUCGUGCCGGACCUGGCAGCACACCAAUGUGUAUCGACCACAGCAGCGGGCAAACACCUAUCGGACCCCGGCCACGGCCCGACGUCGACGCCCUGACCCCGGGAACACACCUGUUGUAUGCCCAGAGCGGCAGGAUAGAGCACGUUCCACUGGAAGGCUAUGACAUGAAAAAGAACGAUGCCAGGCCUGUGCUCCAUCUCCCUGAGAAGGUAAUUAUCGGUGUGGCCUAUGACUGCGUGGAGAAAAUGGUGUACUGGACAGAAAUCACAUCUCCCUCCAUCAGCAAGGCCAACAUCCAGGGGGGAGACCCCACUGCUGUCAUUAGUUCAGGUUUGGAAAGCCCAGAGGGGAUUGCCAUCGACCACUUGGGGCGAACAAUGUUCUGGACGGAUUCUGCGAAGGAUCGCAUCGAGGUGGCGUCUCUGGACGGGUCUAAGCGACGUGUCCUCAUAAACACUGAUCUCGUCAACCCCCGAGCGAUCAUCGCUGACCCUUCCAACGGUAAUCUGUACUGGGCUGACUGGAACCGUGAAGCUCCCAAGAUUGAGACCUCUUACAUGGAUGGAUCCAAUAGACGGGUGCUGGUUAAAGACAAUCUUGGCCUGCCAAACGGCCUGACUUAUGACCGUCACAGUUCUCAGCUUUGUUGGGCAGACGCAGGCACGCAUAAAAUGGAGUGCAUGGAUCCUGGACGGGGGGGUCGCAGUAAGGUUUUGGAGGGGAUCCAGUACCCUUUUGGAAUUACAGCUUUCGGGAAAAACAUCUACUACACCGACUGGCGGAGGGAUGCCGUGGUUGCGGUGGACCGCUAUGCUAGCCGGGAGUCAGACGAGUUCCAGCCUCAGAAGCGGACCAGGUUGUAUGGGAUCGCCACAGCCUAUGCCCAGUGUCCUUCAGGGCAAAACUACUGUGCUGCAAACAACGGCGGCUGCAGUCACCUCUGUUUAGCAACACCGAACGGCCGUUCCUGCAAGUGUCCCGACAACGCAGCCGAGGUGGGCUGCGUGGAGAGAGAGUACUGAAAGGAGGCGGCCAGAGUCAACAAGUUUGAAUGCAACAUUAGGAGCCACUCAGCAUGACUAAAUUCUAACUGCUGAAAACCCAGAAGCACCUCUGAAAAUAAGAGGUGAACUUUACUGUGCCUUUUAUUGCUCAGCGUUAUUCUUAUCUACUUUUUUCUUUUUUUUUUUUUUUUUUUUUUUUGGUACAUUUCCCAUUUAUAAAUUCACAAUGAAUUGUAAGUAUAAACACAGCCAUGUCAACCUUUUUUCCUAAGUGCACAUAAACUGAGAAUGAAGCUCAAGGGAUGCAUAAUUUAAUGUGAAGUAUAUCAGAGCGGUCGAGGACAUCAUCUCAUGCCAGCUGUGCUACACUUAACCUACACUCCUGGAGGUGUUAUUGUGGAACAGGGAGGGGCUGGGUGGGCUGGGGCCAACACACACCCACACACACACACAGUGGGAUGAGUUUACAUGCUGGGCAGAAAUGAGAAAGAAUAAACAUUUUUCUAACAAUGUGGGCUGAUGAGUUUGUUGCUUUACAGCGACAUCCUGUGUUAGGUAAGUUAAUCACAAACACAUUUUUAUUUUAUUUUAUUUUUUUGCGGUAGGCGUCGCCGUUGUGAAACCCUAACGGGACAGUUCCUACUCCGGUUGAAUAAAUAACUUGUCUUGCAGAUUUAUAUGUA